CAAACAGUAUUAUCUAUUGGCUGUCGCGAUAUUUACAUAAUGCAUAAUAACUUCUCUAGAUAAAGGAAAAAAAUCAUUGACUGCUCGUCUUACCUACGUCGCAGUUAUUAGUUAUUUUUAAUACACAUGUGAAGUGUGUACGUACAAAGAAACAAUUCAAUUGUCAACAGUAUACUUUGUAACUCUUUAUAUACCUGCAAGUUCAGUGAUGGUUACGUAAGUUUUUGUCGAAGAAUUUGUAUUUCAAUUGACUAAUAAUUUUCAUUAUUAGUCAUCCGAUUGAAUUGAAUUAGAACGAUUUUGUUUUCCGAACUAUUUCGAACCCACGUUCAUAGUUUCGUUCACGUUCUACAAUAUGGCUGACUUGAUGUUUGACUAUCAGUUCCGUUUGAUACUGAUCGGUGACAGUACAGUGGGCAAGAGUUCACUGUUAAAAUUUUUCAACGACGGUAAAUUCGUCGAGGUGUCUGAUCCGACAGUUGGCGUUGAUUUUUUUGCUAGAACAAUACAAAUACCCAGUGGUCCACGAAUAAAAUUACAGCUUUGGGAUACAGCUGGUCAAGAGAGAUUUAGAUCAAUUACAAAAUCCUACUAUCGAAAUUCAGUAGGUGCUUUGUUAAUAUAUGACAUAACAAAACGAGCUAGUUUUGAACACAUACCUGUUUGGAUGAACGAUGCCAAACGACACAUUGAACCUCAUCGACCAGUAUUUGUCUUAGUUGGGUGCAAAUUAGAUCUGGUAAAUAAUGGUGCUAGUAAAAGGGAAGUGACUGAAGAAGAAGCCAAACAAUUUGGUGCAGAACAUAAUAUAUUCACUGUUGAAACAUCAGCAAAAACAGGUUCUAAUGUUGAAUUGGCAUUUUCUGCUAUUACCCAAGAAAUUUAUCAGAGGAUAAAAAGUGGUGAAUACCAAAUGGAAGAAGGCUGGGAUGGCAUUAAAAGUGGUUAUUCACAUCAUUCAGCUAGCAUUGAUUUCAAUAACUAUAUUGAGGCUGAACCAGCUAAGUCAUGCUGUUAAAACUUGAAUCCCCUUAACAAGCUUUUAUUCUUUUUUUUUUGUUUUUUAUCUUUAACUGAAUAACAAUUUUAUGAAACAAACAUUAGGCUUUGAUGACUUUUAAUUUUUAAAUUUUUAAAUGUUUAUAUUGACAAAUAUUAACCUAAGGUAAAUAUUUAAGCUACAUUUAGGAGAAUGGUACAAGACUAGUAUUCUAUGAAUUAUUGUAAACUAUAGUUUAUUUUAUAUAUAUAUAUAAAUGUAUAAUUUUUUUGCACAUAAUUAUAUUUUUUUAAUAUGAAUGUUUUACAAUUAAGCUUUGUAUAAACUAUCUGUCUUACUCAAUAAUAAAUUACUAUAAUUUAUUUCCAAAUGUCAACA
Messenger RNA from Aphis gossypii (cotton aphid), 1378 nucleotides. RefSeq names its product ras-related protein Rab-39B (gene Rab39). The record is from RefSeq and is a predicted model, not a curated record. The coding region runs from base 356 to 1018 and encodes 220 amino acids. Gene Ontology annotation, molecular function: GTPase activity; GTP binding. Gene Ontology annotation, cellular component: Golgi membrane. NCBI's taxonomy places the organism in Eukaryota, Metazoa, Arthropoda, Insecta, Hemiptera, Aphididae. The transcript has 5 exons.